AUGACGGAUCAAGCAGGUGCUGGUGGUGGUGCUGGUAGUCCUGAUGGUGGUGCUGGUCGUCAAGAAGAACAACAACAGCGACAACGAACAGCAGACGACGACGACGACGUGCGAAUCCGACGAGUGGCUGAUAUCGUCACGUCGUCGCCGUUUCCGCAGGUGGUGAUUGGGUCUGGCACCCUCACCGGCGCAACCCUCGGCGUCCUCACCUCCGCCCACCCAGCCCUCUUCGCCGCCCUCACCGGCCUCCAAUGGUCCCUCCUCUCAAGCACAUUCCUCUUCACCCGCACCGCGUACCUGCAUCGUGGUGUUAUCUUCUCCUCUCCCUUCUCCUCUCCCUCAUCCCCAUCUCCAUCCCCAUCUACAUCUACACACCCAUCCACAUACCCAUCCGCAUCCCCAACGCAGCAUUCAACAGCCCAGCAGAUGCAUCCCCCACCAAAAACCAGCACCGCCGAAGCAGCAAAAGCAAGCUCCCUCGCCGGCGCAGCAGCAGGGGGUCUGACUGCCGCUUCAACGCGUGGCCCGCGCAAUGUGCUGCCUGGCAUGCUUGUCUUUGGCGCGUUGGGGUUGGUUGGGCAGAGCGUCGUUGAUUUUCGGAGGAGCGGGCGGGGUACUACUUCUUCUUCUACUGCGCCUACUACGAACAACACUACAAGCAACACCACCACCACCACCACCACCACAAACAACACCACAAACAACACUACUAGCAGUAAUAGAACGACUACAACGACUACCCCGCCCAGCACGACGAACGGCACGACAGCCACGCCAGGCACGACAGCCACGAAAGGAACAGACUCGACAACGAACAAAGAACGGAAUAUCCUCCAACAAAUCGCCGACUCGCGCUGGACGCCCGGCCUGCGCACGCUGUCGGAUGGGGAGUAUGUGGCGAUGAUGGAGGAGAAGAUGCUGCGGCUGGAUGCAGAGAUUGCGAUUGUUGAUGAGCGGAUUGCGAGGGUGAAGGUCAAGGGGGGCGGGGAGAGGGGGGUGGAGAGAGGAGUGGAGAAGAAGGGUGGGGAGGACAAAAAGUAA
Molecule: messenger RNA, 1041 nt
Organism: Pseudovirgaria hyperparasitica
Lineage: Eukaryota; Fungi; Ascomycota; Dothideomycetes; Acrospermales; Acrospermaceae
Exons: 2
Coding region: 1-1041 (346 amino acids)
Source: RefSeq, a predicted model, not a curated record